This is a messenger RNA of Octopus sinensis (East Asian common octopus), 1209 nucleotides long. RefSeq names its product vacuolar-sorting protein SNF8. Gene Ontology annotation, cellular component: ESCRT II complex. The record is from RefSeq and is a predicted model, not a curated record. Gene Ontology annotation, biological process: protein transport to vacuole involved in ubiquitin-dependent protein catabolic process via the multivesicular body sorting pathway. NCBI's taxonomy places the organism in Eukaryota, Metazoa, Mollusca, Cephalopoda, Octopoda, Octopodidae. Bases 139 to 873 code for a protein of 244 amino acids. The transcript is spliced from 9 exons.
AGAAACGGUGCUUGGUUGUUGACAUCCGGUGUCAGUUUCACAUUUUUUGAUUCUGUGUUUUUGUGUCUCCCAGAGAAAGGCUUCGAUCCACCCUUAAGACACCAGCUGCCGCCGUCGUCCCCGGACACCAAAGCAACCAUGCACAGACGAGGCAUUGGCGUGGCUGCCGUCAAGAACAAGAACUUAGCUCAGGCACGUUACAAAGACAAAGGAAAUGUCAUUGCUGAAGACCAACUGGCUCAGAUGGCCAAAUACAUGGAUACGUUCAAAGUGAAUUUAGAAGAGUUUGCCAGCAACCAUAAAGACCAAAUUAAGAAAGAUCCAGAAUUCCGUGUCCAGUUUCAAAAGAUGUGUGCCUCGAUCGGUGUCGAUCCCUUAGCAUCAAGUAAAGGAUUCUGGUCAGAAAUGUUGGGUGUUGGAGAUUUCUAUUACGAAUUAGCUGUGAAGAUUGUGGAGGUGUGCAUGGCUACUAGUCAUCGUAACGGAGGUCUUAUUGGUCUGGAAGAACUGAAAGACAAACUGGAAGCAUCAAGGGGCAAAAACACACAAGAAAUUAGUCUAGACGACCUCCUUUGUGCAAUCAAAAAACUGAAGACCCUUGGCAAUGGUUUCACCAUUCUUCCCAUUGGCAAAACCUAUUUAGUGCAGUCCGUGCCUGGAGAAUUGACUAUGGACCAUACCACAGUGUUGCAACUAGCACAGAAAAAUGGUUUUGUAACAAUCAGUUUGAUAUCAGGAACACUUAACUGGGAGAAAGAAAGGGCCAUUAAAUCUUUGGAGUACAUGGUGAAAGAAGGCUUGGCCUGGGUUGAUGACCAAGCAAAGGAUGAACGCCACUACUGGUUCCCCACCCUUUGUCCAGACUCACUCUAACAACUCUCUCUCUCUCUUUCCCUCUCUUUCAGCGUGCCACCUUCUUUUCUUCUUUAUUCUCGUCUCCUCUUCUCUUUCUCUAUUUAUGAUCUGUGCAUGAUAUAUAUAUGUAUGUGUGUGUGUGUGUGUGUGUCCACAUGUCGCGUGAAUGUGUCGUGUGUUUGCAGGCUUCUCUCUGUUUCCCUUUUUGACUCUCUCUCUCUUUCGCAGCCUCACUUCUCCUCCUCCCUCUCUCACUCUCUCUAUUUCUCCCACUCCCUCCCUCUCUCUCUUUCUCUUCCCCCCUCCCCCCGCUACUAUUCAAUCUCAACAAAUAAAUUUAUUUUUCAUAGUUUC